This is a messenger RNA of Leptonychotes weddellii (Weddell seal), 2828 nucleotides long. The record is from RefSeq and is a predicted model, not a curated record. Lineage: Eukaryota; Metazoa; Chordata; Mammalia; Carnivora; Phocidae.
GGUGGCCGAGAAGCUGUGCAGAGCUGUCAGCCUGCCUAGAAGGGCUGCGCGGGCCAUCGGCUGUGUGCCGCGCCCCAGAGGACAUUGGUAGGGCGCCUGCUGUGUGCGCUGGACGGUGUGGGGACCCAGCGACCAGAAGGGCCGGCGAAAUCCAAGGCUGAUGCCCAGCGAUGGCACCCCCAUCGGAAGGCGGCACUGAUGCCCUGCUCCCAGAUCUCCCCAAGGGGCCCCUGCAGGCCUACCGCGCCCGCGCCUCCUUCUGCUGGCAGGAGCUGGUGCUGUUCCUGGAAGGCGAGGACAUGCUGCGCCUGAAGAAGGCCAUCUUCUCAGCUUUGGAGAAUGACCCGCUCUUCGCUCAUUCGCAUGGGGAAGAUCUCUCCCUGGAGAAGUACCGGGAGCUGAGCUUCCUUCGCUGCAAGCGGGUCAUGGAGUACAGCCUCCUCCCCGUGGAAGAGAUGGUGGCCAGGCCUCUGUCGGUCCAGACGCUCAUCGCCUGUCUGGGCAUGUAUGACUGGUCCCUGGCUGUCAAGUUCUUGCUGCACAUGCUGACUUUUGGAUCAGCGAUUUACAGCUCUGGUUCUGAAAGACAUUUAAAAUACCUUCCAAAGAUCUUCAACAUGGAUAUUUUUGGAUGCUUUGCGGUGACUGAACUCAGUCACGGGAGUAAUGCCAAGGCCAUCCGAACAACUGCUCACUAUGACCCCACCACCGAGGAAUUCAUCAUACACUCUCCUGACUUCGAAGCUGCCAAAUUCUGGGUUGGCAACAUGGGCAAGACAGCCACCCAUGCCGUGGUGUUCGCUCAGCUGUACACGCCGGGGGGGCAGUGCCACGGCCCGCACUCCUUCGUGGUGCAGAUUCGGAACCCCAAGACCCUUCUUCCCAUGCCAGGGGUGAUGGUUGGUGACAUCGGGAAGAAGUUGGGGCUGAACGGUGUAGACAACGGAUUUGCCAUGUUCCACAAGGUUCGAAUUCCUCGCCAAGACCUACUGAACCGGAUUGGAGACGUCACCCCUGAGGGUACCUACGUCACCCCCUUUAAGGACGACCGGCAGCGCUUCGGAGCGUCCCUGGGCACCUUGUCCUUGGGCCGGGUCGCCAUUGUGGGCAUGGCCAUCGUGAACUUAAAGCUGGCCGUCUCCAUCGCGCUUCGUUUCUCAGCCACUCGGUGUCAGUUCGGGCCCUCGGACGGGGAGGAGGUACGAGUGCUGGAGUAUCAGACGCAGCAGUGGCGCUUGCUUCCCUAUCUGGCCGCCGCCUAUGCCUUAGACCACUUCUCUAAAUCGCUCUUCCUGGACUUGGCGGAGCUGCAGCAAGGCCUCAUGGGGACAGACCAAGGCGCCAGGCAGGCAGAGCUCGGACGUGAGAUCCACGCCUUGGCAUCGGCGGGCAAGCCCCUGGCCUCAUGGACCGCCCAGCGGGGAAUUCAGGAAUGCCGGGAGGCGUGCGGAGGACAUGGCUAUCUGGCCGUGAACCGCCUGGGUGACCUCAGGAACGACAACGACCCCAACUGCACGUAUGAGGGGGACAACAACAUCCUGCUGCAGCAGACCAGCAGCUAUCUGCUCAGCCUGCUGGCACACCACGUCCAAGGUGGCGCUCACUUCCAGAGCCCUCUGAGGACUGUGGACUUCCUGCAAGCCUAUCCCGAUAUCCUUGGCCAGAGGUUCACAUGCCCCAGCGUCGACAGCUGCCUGGACUCCUCAGUUCCCCUGGCGGCUUACGAGUGGUUGGUUUGUUACCUGCUCCGCAAGAGUUAUCAGAAAUUAAAUCAAGAGAAAAGAUCAGGAAGGAAUGACUUUGAAGCAAGAAACAACAGUCAGGUAUACCACUGCCAUCCCUUGGCCCUGGCGUUCCUGGAGCUCACGGUGGUGCGGAGGUUCCACGAGUACACGCACCAGCCCCACGUGCCGCCCCCGCUGCGGGCCGUGCUGGGGCGGCUCAGUGCCCUCUAUGCCCUGUGGUCCCUGAGCCAGCACACGGCCCUGCUCUACCAAGGUGGCUACUUUUCUGGUGAGCAAGCAGGUAAAAUGAUCCAGAACGCCAUCCUGGACCUGUGCUCACAGCUGAAAGAUGAUGCGGUUGCCCUGGUGGACGUGAUCGCCCCUCCCGACUUUGUCCUGAACUCCCCGAUUGGCAGAGCCGACGGUGAGGCCUCCCCACCACAGGGCCUUUGUACCGGCUGUCCCUCUGCCUGGAGCACUUCCACAUUGCACCUGAGCAGAACGCUGCCUCUCAGCCCUUCCCUGGCCUCCAGCCCAAGUGUCGCCCCCAGCUCUAUAAAAACCUCUGGACUGCUGUCCUUCUGGAAAGCAGAGUGCUGGAGAGGCCAUCAUGGUGGUCAGAGUUUUCCGUCCAUAAGCCCCGUAUAGGAAGUUUGAAAUCAAAGCUGUAGUCACGCGGCACGUUCAGCUGAAUCUAGGUAAGCUGGUCCAGCUGAUGGAGACGGGGACCUCAGAUCCUGGUUCCAGACGAUAUGGAAACGCUGCCCCUUUCUGAACACACCUGUGUUCAUACCCGCCCGGGGAGGGCUCCCCGCAAAAGGCACAGGGCAGGUGCCUCCGCCAGAUUUGCUGUGUGCAGAGAAAAUCCACAUGAUCACCUCUUCCCGAUGGACUCCUUUUUUGAUAAUUAGGACUUUGCACGUGCUGCGUUCACAUGCCGGAGAGGAGGCCACGUGCUCACAAUCAGGGGCUUUCUGGUCUGAUGAUCUUCCGCAUUCUGAGAUUUCUUCCAAAGCUCUGCUUCACUAGUGCUCAAUGAUGCCAAUCUGAUUCUUUGUUAACUGCUUUGACUUUAUCGUGUAAUUAAAUCCUAUUUUAAGCUUA